AUGCCUGACUUCAAAGGACUCGACUUGACUGGCAAGACUGCCAUAGUCACCGGCGCUUCUAGGGGAAUUGGUGCUGCCAUUGCUGUCCAAUUAGGCCAGCGUGGCGCCAAUGUUGUUGUCAACUACACCAGUGACAAGAGCAAGCAACGCGCCCUCGAUGUGGCCAAGAAGAUUGAGGCCAGCGGCUCCAAGGCGACAUUAUGCCAGGCUAGCGUGUCUGAUAUGAAGGAUAUUCCCAAGAUCGUGGAGAGCGCGUUGCAGCUUAGCCAGACUGGAAAGAUUGAGAUUUUGAUCCACAAUGCCGCCUUGGGGGUGGACGCCAACCUCGAUGAAGUCACAGAAGAGCUCUUCCAGACUCACUUCGACACCAACGUCAAAGGCCCCAUCUUCCUCACCCAAGCCGUAAUCCCACACAUCGCCCACGGCGGCCGUAUCGUCUUUGUCUCUUCAGCUGCCGCCCGUCUCGGCGUAGCCGGGCAAACAGUAUACGGCGCCACAAAAGCCGCCGACGAGUCAUUAGCCCGAGUCUGGGCCAAGGAGCUCGGCCAGUCACAUGGAAUCACUGUCAACUGUGUAAACCCUGGACCUGUAGCUACGGAUCAGUGGCAGGAGAGCGAUGAACAAUUUAGAGAGGAUAUGCAGCCGCUUAUUGAGUCUACACCGGCUGCUGCGCGGAUUGCAGAGGUUGAUGAUAUUGCGCCUUUGGUUGCGUUUCUUUGUACGAAUGAUGCGAGAUGGACUACUGGAUCUGUUCUUUGUGCGAAUGGUGGGCUCUAUAACUGA
Molecule: messenger RNA, 783 nt
Organism: Fusarium keratoplasticum
Lineage: Eukaryota; Fungi; Ascomycota; Sordariomycetes; Hypocreales; Nectriaceae
Exons: 3
Coding region: 1-783 (260 amino acids)
Molecular function (GO): oxidoreductase activity
Source: RefSeq, a predicted model, not a curated record